AUGGGUAUUUGCAGUUCUUGUGAAUCAACACAUGUAGCAACAGCAAAGUUGAUUUUACAAGAUGGAAGGUUACAAGAAUUCUCAUACCCAGUUACGGUUUCUCGUGUUCUUGCGAAGAAUCCUACCCACUUCGUUUGCAACGCGGAUGAAAUGGAAUUUGAUGAUGUUGUUUCAGCUAUGAAUGACGACGAAGAACUCCAACCGGGUCAGCUUUAUUUUGCUUUGCCAUUGAGUUGGUUAAAGCAUCCAUUACACCCUGAGGAAAUGGCCGCAUUGGCUGUUAAAGCCAGCUCGGCUUUAAUGAAAAGUGGAGGGGCUGAAAAAUGUGGGUGCCGCAAGAAAUUGGUGUUUUCAGUUGAGAAUGACGGGAAGUCAAGCCGAAGAGUGGCGACCGUCGGUGGUGGGCCGAGAAGAAAUGGCGGCGGCAGAAAGUUCUCGGCCAUGUUGAGUGCCAUACCUGAGUAG
This is a messenger RNA of Dovyalis caffra, 465 nucleotides long. The record is from the annotation of a GenBank genome assembly. NCBI's taxonomy places the organism in Eukaryota, Viridiplantae, Streptophyta, Magnoliopsida, Malpighiales, Salicaceae.